UUGCACGAUUCGGUCUUGAUUGUCCGAUUAAAAACGCGACUUCGAUACAGUUUGCUCCAGCCGCGUUUUCAAUUACGAGUGAUGGCUGCCUCAAGUGCACGACUUUUCUCGCGAGUUAAAGAUGGCUUCACCACGAGCAUUCGCUUCGCCAGCUACGAAUCGACGCGGAAGAACCUGAAGCUCAACUCGAAUUCGAAAGUGAUAUGCCAGGGAUUCACAGGCAAGCAGGGCACUUUCCACUCGCAGCAGGCCAUCGAAUAUGGCACGAAGCUCGUCGGAGGAGUGUCCCCUGGCAAGGGUGGCCGGACGCAUCUUGACCAGCCCGUGUUCAACACGGUCGCUGAGGCGAAGAAGGCCACCGGUGCGGAAGCCAGCGUCAUCUACGUGCCACCACCUGGUGCCGCAAAGGCCAUAAUGGAAGCGAUCGAAGCUGAGAUGCCGCUAAUCGUGUGCAUUACGGAAGGUGUUCCGCAGCACGACAUGGUUAAGGUGAAACAUGCCCUGCUCGCGCAGGACAAGUCCCGGCUGGUUGGACCCAACUGUCCUGGAAUUAUUGCUCCCGAGCAAUGCAAGAUCGGUAUUAUGCCCGGUCAUAUCCACAAGCGUGGUAAGAUCGGAGUUGUCUCCCGCUCGGGUACACUGACCUACGAAGCUGUCCACCAGACGACCGAAGUCGGCCUCGGCCAAACACUGUGCGUCGGCAUUGGCGGCGAUCCGUUCAACGGCACCGAUUUCAUCGACUGUCUCGAGGUGUUCCUUAAGGAUCCGGAAACCAAGGGUAUUAUCCUUAUCGGUGAGAUCGGAGGUGUAGCCGAAGAGAAUGCUGCCGAUUUCCUAAUGCAAUACAACCAGGGAAUUAAAGCGAAACCGGUUGUGUCCUUCAUUGCUGGUUUGUCGGCCCCUCCUGGUCGUCGUAUGGGUCACGCUGGUGCCAUCAUCUCUGGAGGAAAGGGCGGUGCUCAGGAUAAGAUCAAUGCGCUGGAGAAGGCCGGCGUCAUCGUCACGAGAAGCCCAGCCCAGAUGGGCAAGGAACUGCUCAAAGAAAUGAAGAGAUUGGAGCUGGUCUAAAACUCCUUCCGCAAACGCUUGUAAGCCAUCCAAUGAUACUAUUCAAAAUGACGCGGACACAUUCAAUGAAAGAUAAACCAUGGCCGUGCUCAUAAAAAAAAGCAAGCGCAAAUUGGGCAAAUAGAUAGUCAUCUUGGAAAACAUCGUUAUAUCUCAUCGUCGUCGUCGUCCCUGCCAGCGAUGUGUUUCGUUAACGGCGGUCAGAAUGUUAUCAUCAACCGAAAAUGGAUAAUACAAAUGCGGGGUCCCACGCGUUUGCAGCGCGUUUCGGUAAAACAAAAAACAAGUUUAACGCAUUAAUAAUUUAUUUACGUAUCCAAACCACUCGACUCGCCGUUUUUUUUUUGUUUUGUAUCGCUCUGAUUCUUCCGUCUUAACAUUCAUAAUUUGGAUAAGCCCAUUUUCUGGGACUCAAUCCAACAGCUAAAUAGCAAAACAAACGUAUAAAUACACCAUGCACCAAGUACUUCACGCUUUUCGUGUCACCGGAAAAUGCACCACCUUCGCACACACACACACACCAACACGUGAUCAUCGAUGAUCUUCUAAAUGUUGUUAGUAGUUAUUCCUGAUGCACUGUAAUGCUAUACGUGUUGUUUUAACAACAAAAAUGCACCGAUUAGUUUGAAAAAAAAAGACACGUAUGGAACGACGCCACCAAACAAGACUAAAUGUGCAAUAUAGCGAAGAACUACAAUACAGGUGAUAUGAAAUAAAUGAAUAAUGCGUCGCCUUAACCAGUUAUCAAAUCAAG
Molecule: messenger RNA, 1822 nt
Organism: Anopheles coustani
Lineage: Eukaryota; Metazoa; Arthropoda; Insecta; Diptera; Culicidae
Product: succinate--CoA ligase [ADP/GDP-forming] subunit alpha, mitochondrial-like
Exons: 4
Coding region: 82-1068 (328 amino acids)
Biological process (GO): tricarboxylic acid cycle
Cellular component (GO): succinate-CoA ligase complex (ADP-forming); mitochondrion
Molecular function (GO): succinate-CoA ligase (GDP-forming) activity; succinate-CoA ligase (ADP-forming) activity
Source: RefSeq, a predicted model, not a curated record